GCUCCGCCCUUGCAUCCCCGCGAGCCGAGGCUGCCGUACCUGGCGUUGCCCCUUAGAGGGGACGCGAGUCGUUUCCCUUCAGAGGCCUGGCGUCCGGUAGCCUCUGUCCCACCUGUCCCGGCGUGACGCUCCCCAGCGCGUCCGUGCCGCCGUCAUGGACCUGAAUUUAAACCGAGCGGAUUAUUUACAGGUGGGAGUGACCUCUCAGAAGACUAUGAAGCUACUUCCUGCCUCAAGAUGUAGAGCUACACAAAAGGUGGUUGUUGGAGAUCAUGAUGGAGUAAUUAUGUGCUUUGGCAUGAAGAAGGGAGAAGCAGUGACAGUGUUCAAGACUUUACCUGGGCAGAAGAUUGCAAGGCUGGAACUAGGAGGGGUUCUUAACACACCCCAGGAGAAAAUUUUUAUUGCUGCAGGAUCUGAGAUUAGAGGCUUCACAAAGAGAGGAAAACAGUUCCUCUCUUUUGAAACAAACCUCACUGAAAGCAUUAAAGCUAUGCACAUAUCUGGCUCAGACCUUUUUCUCAGUGCAAGUUACAUCUAUAACCAUUAUUGUGAUUGCAAAGACCAACAUUAUUACCUUUCUGGGGACAAAAUCAAUGACGUCAUCUGCCUUCCAGUGGAAAGAGUACUUCGUGAUGUUCCUGUGUUGGCCUGCCAGGACAGAGUGCUUAGAGUUUUACAGGGAUCCGAUGUGAUGUAUGAAAUUGAAGUUCCUGGCCCACCUACUGUUUUAGCACUGCACAAUGGAAAUGGCGGUGACUCUGGAGAAGACCUUUUGUUUGGAACAUCAGAUGGAAAACUUGGGCUUAUUCAAAUCACUGCUUCUAGACCAUUACACAAGUGGGAAAUUCGAAAUGAGAAGAAGAGGGGAGGUAUUUUAUGUGUUGACAGCUUUGACAUUGUGGGUGAUGGGGUUAAAGAUUUACUUGUUGGAAGAGAUGAUGGAAUGGUGGAGGUGUAUAGUUUUGAUAAUACGAAUGAGCCUGUUCUACGAUUUGAUCAAACAUUGUCUGAAAGUGUCACAUCUAUCCAGGGUGGUUGUGUAGGGAAAGAUGGCUAUGAUGAAAUCGUGGUGUCCACAUAUUCAGGCUGGGUUACAGGUCUGACAACGGAGCCUAUUCAUAAGGAAAGUGGACCAGGAGAAGAACUAAAAAUUAAUCAGGAGAUGCAGAAUAAAAUUUCUUCUUUACGGAGUGAGUUGGAACAUCUGCAAUAUAAGGUACUACAGGAAAGAGAGAAAUAUCAACAGUCUUCUCACUCAAGCAAAGCAAAAUCAGCAGUACCUUCAUUUAGUGUCAAUGACAAGUUUACAUUAAAUAAAGAUGAUGCGAGUUACAGCCUUAUUUUAGAGGUGCAGACAGCAAUAGAUAAUGUCUUAAUACAGAGUGAUGUUCCAAUAGAUUUACUUGACGUAGAUAAGAAUUCUGCCGUUGUCAGCUUUAGCAACUGUGAUUCUGAGUCAAAUGACAACUUUCUUCUUGCCACUUACCGGUGCCAGGCAAAUACCACGAGGCUGGAACUCAAGAUUCGCUCAAUUGAAGGCCAGUAUGGAACACUUCAAGCAUACGUGACUCCAAGAAUUCAACCCAAAACAUGUCAGGUCCGCCAGUACCUUAUCAAACCCCUUUCACUCCAUCAAAGAACUCACUCUAUUGACCAUGACAGACCCAUGAAUACACUGACUUUGACAGGCCAGUUCAGUUUUGCUGAACUUCACUCCUGGGUGGUGUUUUGCCUGCCUGAAGUUCCUGAAAAACCUCCAGCAGGAGAAUGUGUGACAUUUUACUUUCAGAACACCUUCCUGGAUACGCAACUUGAAAGCACCUACAGAAAAGGCGAAGGAGUUUUUAAAUCUGACAACAUUUCUACUAUAUCCAUCCUAAAAGAUGUGCUCUCUAAAGAAGCUACAAAAAGGAAAAUUAACCUCAACAUAUCUUACGAGAUAAAUGAAGUAUCAGUCAAACACACAUUAAAGCUAAUCCACCCAAAGCUGGAGUACCAGUUGCUUUUGGCUAAGAAAGUGCAGUUAAUUGAUGCUUUAAAAGAAUUGCAGGUUCAUGAGGGAAACACAGACUUUCUGAUACCAGAAUAUCGCUGUAUUCUAGAAGAGGCAGAUCACCUACAGGAAGAAUACAAAAAGCAACCUGCACAUCUUGAAAGACUCUAUGGCAUGAUCACUGAUCUUUUCAUAGAUAAGUUCAAGUUCAAAGGCACCAAUGUGAAAACAAAAGUGCCUCUUUUACUGGAGAUUCUGGACAGUUAUGACCAAAAUGCAUUGAUUGCUUUCUUCGAUGCUGCAUGAAAUAUAAACGAGGUAAAGUUCCAAAGAAGUUGUCUGUUUAAAUGAGAAAUGUUAAAACAGAAUUACAGACUAUCUUUACAUUCUUUUAUUUCAUAUGCUUUUUAAUAUCAUCUAAAAUAUGUGAGAUACA
Molecule: messenger RNA, 2432 nt
Organism: Camelus dromedarius (Arabian camel)
Lineage: Eukaryota; Metazoa; Chordata; Mammalia; Artiodactyla; Camelidae
Gene: BBS7
Product: Bardet-Biedl syndrome 7
Exons: 19
Coding region: 155-2302 (715 amino acids)
Biological process (GO): non-motile cilium assembly; intracellular transport; intracellular protein localization
Cellular component (GO): axoneme; membrane; ciliary basal body
Molecular function (GO): protein binding
Source: RefSeq, a predicted model, not a curated record